Messenger RNA from Dermatophagoides pteronyssinus (European house dust mite), 2009 nucleotides. RefSeq names its product Nucleolar protein 14 homolog l(3)07882. The record is from RefSeq and is a predicted model, not a curated record. Gene Ontology annotation, biological process: maturation of SSU-rRNA. NCBI's taxonomy places the organism in Eukaryota, Metazoa, Arthropoda, Arachnida, Sarcoptiformes, Pyroglyphidae. Gene Ontology annotation, cellular component: small-subunit processome; Noc4p-Nop14p complex; nucleolus.
GAAUUGUGCCAAAAAAAAAUGUAGAAAUCGGCUGAUCAACACACGUGCGAAUUUGAUUUAAAAAAUUUUUGUUUUGUUUUUGUCCAAAAAAUGGCUAAAAAUCAGGCAAAAAAACGUUCAAAAAUUGAAAUGAAAAAAGCAGAAGAAUCACGUUUGAAAAAUGAAAUGAAUCCAUUCGAAAUACGACAUAAUAAAAUCAAACAUAAAGUAUUGGGACGUAAAAUCGCUAAAAAUGAAUUUGGCAAACCAUUAAUCAAUCGUAAUCGUGCCUAUAAAAAACGUGAACAAACAUUAUUGAAAGAAUAUAAAAAUACGAAUAAAGCUGGCCAUGGUCUUCGUGAUUUACGUGAACAAGAUGCAAAUGUACGAAUGAUUGAAAAAUAUCGUCAAGAACAGAAUCGUAUUGAUUUUAAUCAUAAUGAUAUUAUCGAAUUGACACAUAAAGGUCGACCAUUAGAUGAAAUGAUUGAUGAUCGUAUCGAUUCGGAUGAUGAACAUUUAGAUCUAUUUACUCGUGAUGAUUAUGUUGAAACCAGUCAUUUUGGUGGUGGUGAAUAUGGACCAUCGAAAAGUAAAAAAGAAAUUCUUGAUGAAAUUAUGGCCGAAAAAGCCAGAAUUAAACUUCAACAAGAAGAAACAAUUAAUUUAACCGAACAAUUAGAUAAUAAAUGGAAUGAAAUUCGUAAUCUUAUUCGUCAUAAAGGUAGUAAUCAAACAACGAUGGAUAAAAAAUCCGAUCGUAAUGAUUAUGAUACACUUUUACAACAAUUGGUAUUUGAUGAUAAAAAUCAGGUAAAAGAAUCUAGCCUUAGCAAAACAACCCAAUCAUCUACAUCAGCCGAUGAUCAAUCAACACCGGAUGGUCAAUUUCGAUCCAAACUUAAUUCGAUUGAAAAUCUGAAUGAUAUUGGUCAAAUACUUGAUACGAUUAAAAAAAUGAUUGAUCUUUUAAAAUCAAAAGUAACAAGAAAAUCAUUUAUACUUUUAAAAGAUCGACUUAUUGCUAUUGCUGAAAAACAAUUAAAAUUUACCCCAAAAGAAAUGGCCAUAUUAAUUGUUGGUGCAUAUUUCAAAGAACUACAAACAUUUAUUCAUCUAAUUAUUCUACGAACAUUGAACAAAAUUAAAUAUUCAAAUUUAAUGGAAAUUUCUUGUGCUAUAUUUUUGAAUAAUUUCCUGCUGAAAAGUCAAUCCAUCGAUAAAUUCUGCCCAGAAUUAUUUGUUCAUGUUGAUAAUUUAGUUCGUUUAUGUUUACCACAAUCAUCGACUAAAAUUAAACUUUUUCAUCGAUUAGAAUAUGAAAUUGAUUGCCAUUUAAAUGUAUCAAAAUUUAACGAUUCAGAAGUUGAAGAAAAUCUUCGUUAUAAAGUAUCAUUAACCAAUUUGUUUGAUGGAAUAUUCAAAUCAAAUGAUUCAUCUUUAGUUAAAUAUAAUCUUGCCAUACAAAUAUUCAGAUUAUUAUCAAAUCUUCGGGAAAAAUAUUCAUCAUCAUCCACAGGUUUUAUGUUAUCAUCGACAAUCAAAAUGAUUGAUGAAUCAAUUCGACCUGCUGUUGUAUCGAAACAAAUGAACCAAAUUCUUGAAGAAAUUUUCAAUAAAUUUGAAACUGCAGAAAAAUCAUCCAACAAAUCCGUUAUCAUCGUUAAUAAUAUUAAACCAAAACCAUUUAUUCUACCAUUAUUGGAACCAAAAUUUGAAGAUGAUCUUCGUCUGAAACCAAAAUAUCAAUGUGAAAGAAAAAAAUUAACAAAAAAAUAUAAACGUGAAUUUAAAGGUGCACAACGUGAAAUCAGAAAAGAUUCAAAAUUUUUACGUGAUACUUAUUUGAAAGAAGUUGAAAAGAAAGAUCGUAUACGAAAGAAUAAAGUAAAAGAAAUCUUAAAAGAUUUAUCCAUUCAACAAGGAUUGUAUAAAAAGAAAAAAUAAUUUUUUUUGUAAUAAAAUUUUUCAUUUUCAAAACAAUCGAUUGUAAUCGAUAGUCCUUCACCCAAUAGCUAUGAUCACAUGGC